Sphaeramia orbicularis (orbiculate cardinalfish) is the source of this 2500-nucleotide messenger RNA. RefSeq names its product protocadherin alpha-3-like. The transcript is spliced from 2 exons. NCBI's taxonomy places the organism in Eukaryota, Metazoa, Chordata, Actinopteri, Kurtiformes, Apogonidae. The record is from RefSeq and is a predicted model, not a curated record. Gene Ontology annotation, biological process: homophilic cell-cell adhesion. The coding region runs from base 143 to 2500 and encodes 785 amino acids. Gene Ontology annotation, molecular function: calcium ion binding. Gene Ontology annotation, cellular component: plasma membrane.
GACCGAGUACAUGUCUAGCGGUUAACAUUUAUAUGUUAAGGCUUCUGCAUCACAGUCGUAACAUGGAUAUUAUUGGGCUUGUUUGAUGAAUUAAGAGUUCAUUGAAUUCGCUUCAGCGACAGUCUUCAUUUUUUGUUUUACGAUGGGAGGACGGACACAAAGACGGCAGGAGAACUGCUGGUGGAUUGCCGGGGUUUUGUUGCUGUGCUUUGUCGAUUGCCUUCUGGCUCAGCUAAGAUAUGUGGUUCCAGAGGAAGUACAAGUGGGGUCCACUGUUGGAAACGUGGCCAAGGAUCUGGGACUUGAUAUAAAUACUUUGUCAGUAAGGCGGUUUCGUAUUGUUUCAGGUCCAAAUGAUGAGCUGUUUCAUCUGAAUCAGAACAAUGGAGUGCUGUCUAUUGGAAAACGUAUUGAUCGAGAGGUGUUAUGUGAUGAAACAAAGGUUUGUUUGAUAAACCUGAAAAUUGUCGUUGAAAAUCCACUGGAAAUACACUACGUUAGCGUUGAAAUAACGGAUGUGAAUGACCAUUCGCCGACUUUUCCGGAGAACGAGCAGCAACUGGAAAUAGCAGAAAAUACUCGUCCGGGUACCCGUUUCCAGAUUCAUGCCGCAAGAGACCCUGAUGUCGGUACGCAGUCAGUUAAACUGUACAAAUUAAGCCCGAAUGAUUUGUUUGAUAUUGAAGUCAGAGAUAGCGAGGAGGACAAGAUACCGUUUUUACUGCUGAAGAAACACUUGGACAGGGAGCAAAAGGCAAAACAUUAUUUAGUGCUAAUGGCUCUCGAUGGGGGCUUGCCUGUGAAAUCUGGGAGUCUGAACUUAACAAUAAAUGUCUUAGAUGUAAAUGAUAAUCACCCCGUUUUCAGCAAAGACACAUUUACGGUGUCAUUGUAUGAAAAUUCUCCCAUUGGAACUCGUGUAUUAAAAUUAAAUGCUACAGAUUUAGACGAAGGGCAGAACAGUGAAAUUGAAUACUCUUUUGGAAAAACGCAAAAGAAAAAAGUGUACGAUACUUUUGACUUAGACAGUGUAACUGGGGAGAUACGAGUGAAAGGAAACCUUGACUUUGAGGAUACAGAGAUUUACAGGUUAGAUUUACAGGCCUCAGAUAAAGGGCAACCACCGUGGACGGCAGGAAGUAGAGUUGUGAUAAGAAUCAAAGAUGUUAAUGAUAAUAAACCAGAAAUAGAAAUAACAUCUCUGUCUAACGUGGUCCCCGAAGAUUCAAAACCUGGGACUGUCAUCUCUCUCAUAAGUGUUACAGACAGAGAUUCAGGUCUCAAUGGAAAAGUCAGAUGUUCCAUCGCGGACAACGUUCCGUUUGAUCUGACGCCGUCCGUUGAGGAAAACAUGUACUCUCUUGUCACAAAAGGAAAUUUAGACAGAGAGACAGUGUCUAGUUAUGACAUUACAAUAACUGCUACUGACUGUGGUGAACCACCACUGUCCACUGUAAAAACUCUGAGUGUUCAGGUGUCAGAUGUAAAUGACAACAGACCAGACUUUAGUCAGAAUCCGGUUGAGCUGUAUUUGACAGAAAACAAUCCCCCUGGUGCAUCAAUAUGUUCUGUACAAGCGGCCGAUAAUGAUCUGAAUGAAAACGCAGCAAUAACGUAUCACAUUGUAAGAGGUGAUGGGAUACAGCGGGACAUGACGUCAUUCCUCAAUAUAAAUUCAGAAAAUGGACAUAUUUCUGCUCUAAAAAGUUUCGACUUUGAAACUCUGAAAACGUUCCAGUUCCAAGUUGUCGCCACAGAUUCUGGAACUCCGUCACUGAGUAACAACGUGACAGUCAACGUGUUCAUUCUGGAUCAGAACGACAACGCUCCAGUCAUUCUGUAUCCACUCAGCUCCAACGGUUCUGCUGAAGGUGUGGAGGAGAUUCCACGGAAUGUCAACGCAGGACACUUGGUGACUAAAGUCAGAGCCUAUGAUGCUGAUAUAGGAUAUAACGGCUGGUUACUGUUUUCACUGCAGGAAGUUACUGACCACAGUCUGUUUGGUUUGGACCGCUACACAGGACAGAUCAGAACACUUCGCUCAUUCACAGAAACAGACGAGGCUGAGCACAAACUGGUCAUACUGGUCAAAGACAAUGGGAACGUUUCACUGUCAGCAACAGCUACUGUGGUUGUCAAAGUUGUGGAACCAAAGGAGGCUUUUGCAGCUUCUGAUGUGAAAAGUGCAUCAAAGGAUGAUGACAGUAAUGUGACUUUUUAUCUGAUGAUAACUUUGGGCUCAGUUUCAGCACUUUUUAUCAUCAGUAUCAUUGUUCUAAUUGCAAUGCAGUGCUCCAAGUCCACAGACUAUACAUCUAAAUAUCUGGAAGAUAAAAAUUACGAUGGGACACUGUGUCACAGCAUCCAGUACAGAUCUGGAGACAAACGGUACAUGUUGGUUGGACCCAGAAUGAGUAUAGGAUCUACUAUAGUCCCUGGAAGUAAUGCGAAUACUCUGGUUCUACCUGACAGGAGAAAAGCAUCUGGAGAGUUCCUGUGA